Rubroshorea leprosula is the source of this 703-nucleotide messenger RNA. The record is from the annotation of a GenBank genome assembly. Lineage: Eukaryota; Viridiplantae; Streptophyta; Magnoliopsida; Malvales; Dipterocarpaceae.
CCCACUAGCUUCCGUUGACAUCCACACGCCCACAACUCUUUCACUCUUUUCACUUCCGAUGCAAGACCUACGAAGUUGCUCCGACGACGCCGUACGACUCCACCUGAAUCCUCCUUCCAUGGGAGCUACCAGCGGCGGUCUCUCCAUAGACGAGGAAGAAUCGGUAGAGACCCGAAUCCAGCGGCUGAUAUCAGAGCACCCGGUAAUCAUCUUCAGCCGAUCAUCCUGCUGCAUGUGUCAUGUCAUGAAGAAACUCCUUGCCACCAUCGGUGUCCACCCCACCGUCAUCGAACUCGAAGACAGCGAGAUCGCUUCCCUCCCGUCCCCUCCCGCCCAAGACAGCCUCUCGGCCAAGAACCCCGCUCCUGCUGUCUUCAUUGGCGGCACUAGCAUCGGCGGCCUCGAAUCCCUCGUCGCCCUCCACGUCUCGGGCCACCUCGUCCCCAAGCUCGUCGAAGUUGGCGCCUUAUGGGUAUGACAGUAGAAUUACAUCAUAAUAUCAUGGGGUUUUGCUUAUCACUAUCAUAGUUAUUGUAACUUAUAUUGUGAUUUUCAUAUGAACAUAAAAUUAAUUAGGAUCGAUGCCAGUACGUAAUCCAAUCAGGAAAUCAAAAUAAUUUUCUGCUUUGGUUUUUCAUAUGAAUCAUAUCCAUAUAUGGUACUGUAAUAUUUGAUAAGGUAGGAAUGAAUUAGUUUUUAUGAU